Molecule: messenger RNA, 4475 nt
Organism: Bombyx mandarina (wild silkworm)
Lineage: Eukaryota; Metazoa; Arthropoda; Insecta; Lepidoptera; Bombycidae
Gene: c12.2
Product: von Willebrand factor A domain-containing protein c12.2
Cellular component (GO): cytoplasm
Molecular function (GO): ATP binding; ATP hydrolysis activity
Source: RefSeq, a predicted model, not a curated record
UGAUAAAUAAAAAUUUAUAGCCAUUGGCUCUUAAGUUUUUAAUGUUAUUUAUGAUUUUGUAAUAUUUCUAAGCGACACAAGUCAUGUAUAUCCCUGAGGUAACGGUUAGAAGAAUUGAUGUCUUGAUGCGUAUUUUAAGUCAUCGUAAAGUGAUUUUAACUGCGAAUCCCGUCAGAGCGUAUUCCAGUGACGAUAAAGUGAUUAUAGGAGAUGUGACCAAAGAGAUUUCGCGUCCGAAAAAGGUCGAAUACGUACCCAGGAAGUAUCUAACAAUAGAAAAUACGGAAAUUAAAUCAUUAUCACAAAGUACCUUGAGAAAUUUAAGAUGGAUGAUGCAAAAAGAUUCUCUUGGACAAGAUAUGUUUCUUUUAGGAAGACCUGGACCGAGCAGGAGAAAAGUAGCAUUACAAUAUUUAGAGUUGACUCAAAGAGAAUUAGAAUAUGUGGCGCUAUCAAGGGAUACCACAGAGGCAGAUCUCAAACAGAGAAGGGAGAUACAUAGUUCCACUGCCCAAUAUUUUGAUCAGAGCGCAGUUAGAGCAGCGGUCGAAGGACGUGUACUCGUGUUGGAAGGCAUUGAGAAGGCCGAAAGGAAUGUCCUGCCAGUAUUGAAUAAUCUUUUGGAAAACAGAGAGAUGCAUUUAGAAGACGGCAGAUUUCUGGUACCUCCGACGAGAUACGAUAAACUUUUACAGGAGCACGGUCCUGAAGAAGUUGCUAGAUGGCGUUUAGUACGCGUCGAUGAGAACUUCAGAGUGAUAGCCCUAGGACUCCCGGUGCCGCGGUACAGCGGGCAGCCCUUAGAUCCUCCCUUACGUUCUAGAUUCCAAGCCAGGGAUGUUGCCACUAUUGGAUAUGGGGAGCAUUUAGCAGUGUUGAAAGAAGAUGCCCCUAAUGCUGACCAGACGAAACUGGAGCAGCUCAUGUCAGCCGCGUACGCUCUCGUCAGUCCUGAGUUGCUGCAGAUCAGCUUACCAGAUUUUCCUGUGGAUAGUCUUCAUGUGGCGGCACUCAUACUGGAAAGAAAUCCGAAAAUUCCUAUACAUAAGCUACUAUACUUCCUUUACCCGUACAAUACAUUCCUGACGAGAGAUCACGUGAAAAGCGUCGAAGGGGUUCUUCAGAACUUGCAGAUGGACACGAAGCCGAUCUGCAAGACGACACUGCAGGGUGUCGAGUUCAAAGGAUCUGAAGCUUUAGUGAAUAUGGAAAUGGACGGAGCUAAGGCGGAGUUUUGUGUGCCCCGGGGAGGACGGCAAACGGGACGGGAAAGGAAGGGGGUUGUCAAAACUGCAUAUCAAAGUCGGCUGCUGAUCGAGCUGCUGAUGACUCACAGCGUCGCUGACUUUUGCGUCAUAGGUCCUAAAGGUUGCGGGAAAAGUCUUCUGGUAUCCCAGUUAGCGUCAUUACUGGGCUACACGAUAGAACCGAUAGUUUUGUACCAGGACAUGACGGCCAGGGAUCUGAUUCAGCAGCGGACGACCCUGGACAGCGGCGACACGGUGUGGAGGAACUCGGCUUUAGUCGAAGCCGCCCUGAAAGGACAUCUAGCGGUGCUCGACGGGUUGCACAGGAUGCACGCCAGUACCUUGGCCGUGCUGCAUAGACUGGUCCACGACCGCGAGCUGCAACUGCACGACGGGACCAGGCUGCUGCGUCACGACAGGUACGACGAGCUGGUCGCCGCGGGGCACACGGAGGAGCAGCUCGAUAAAAACGGAGUCAAGAGGAUCCACCCAUCGUUUAGGAUUGUUGCGUUAGCGGAACCACCGACAGUCGGUCGCGGUCAACACUGGCUGUCUCCGGAAAUACUCAGCUUGUUCGUGUUCCACGAGAUGAGGAACCUCAGUAAGGACGAGGAGAUAUUCAUCAUCAAUACACUGUAUGGCAACAUUUCACCACCGCUGCAGACGAUAAUCGAAUUAGCGGAUGAACUUCGCAAUUCCGACGAUAACACUUUAAAGAGUUUAUCUUCUUCGCUGUCCACUCGACAGCUGCUGAGGAUAGCCAGUAGGAUGUCUAAAUAUCCCACGGAUUCGGCCUACGAGACGGUCCAGCGAACGUUCUUAGCCAAAUUCCUGCCUAACUUAGCCAGGCGUGCUUUGGACAGCGUCAGCCAAAAGCUAGGCAUCGAGCCGCCGAGAAAACUGGGCAUUUUUGGUAGCAAUCCUAACGAGACAACCGUGGCGUGUACAGUCAAGAACAACGUUCUUACCAUCGGCAAAACCAGCACUGAUAUAUUCAAAACGGACGCUUUGACCAAAGUACCCGAUAUUUUGUUCUACGACGUACCUCAACAUAUGCGCUUGUUGGAGUGGCUGCUACAGGACUUCCUGCUCGGCAACCAUUUACUGCUGGUCGGCAAUCAGGGAGUAGGAAAGAACAAGAUCGCCGAUAGACUCCUGCAGCUAAUGAAUCGGCCGCGCGAGUACAUCCAGCUACACAGAGACACGACCGUGCAGUCCUUGACCGUACAACCGACCGUGAGAGAUGGUGUCGUUAUAUAUGAAGAUUCUCCAUUAGUGAAAGCAGUUAAAUUUGGUCACGUAUUAGUGGUGGACGAAGCUGACAAGGCUCCUACUCAUGUGACGUGUAUUCUGAAGACCUUGGUUGAGAACGGAGAGAUGGUCCUGAGUGACGGUCGAAGAAUCGUCCCUAAGGAUAUGAUGGAGAGCUCAGGUGGCGAAGUGUCCAGCUUCAUCCCCGUUCCCGAUGACUUCAGGAUGAUCGUGUUGGCCAAUCGACCUGGUUUUCCGUUUCUGGGCAACGAUUUCUUCGCUUCUCUAGGUGAUCUGUUCUCGUGUCACGCCGUCGACAAUCCCUCGAUCGAUUCGGAGAUGGAGCUUCUCCGCUCGUACGGACCAGACGUGCCUCGGGAUGUCAUGAAGAAGCUGGUGCAGGCCUUCGCUGUGCUGAGGGAGAAGGCUGAUCAGGGACAGUUGACGUAUCCUUAUUCGACGAGGGAGCUGGUCAAUAUUGUCAAGCAUUCGCAGAGAUACCCAGACGAAGAUCUGGCCACAGCGAUCGGCAACGUGUUCGAUUUCGACAGGUACAGCAAGGACGUGUCGGACACGUUGUUGGAAGUGCUCCACUCUAGCGGGCUGCCGACAGAUGGCGUGCUCGAAGGCCGCUCGAAGGACCUCAAGAAGCUUCAGAUGACCAUAGAGAGGACCAGCGGCAAAGACGUGUCGUCGCCGAAGCACGGCAAGGAAGACCCGGACAACAAGCCGCACGUGGGCGGGAACACGUGGGCGGGCGGCACCGGGGGGCGCGACACCGCGGGGCUCGGGGGGAAGGGGGGACCCUACCGCCUGGACAAGGGACACGACGUGCACCAGUUGUCAGACGCCGAGAAGGCCGACGUGCCGGAGCACGUGCGGCGCGCCGCCCGCGAGAUGAACAGGAAGGCGUUCGAAGAGAGGCUGAAGGAGAUCAAGAUGAGCGAGUACGACGCCAAGCUGUACGAGCAGUUCCACAGGGCCGUGCAACCCCAGAUUGGCGCGCUGCGUGGGGUCCUAGCAGAGCUACAAGCCAAGGCUAAAGAGAGGCAAUGGAGCCGACACCAGACCAGCGGUGAACUCGACGACGGGAAAAUAAUUGAAGGUUUGACCGGAGAGAAGACGAUAUAUCGACGCCGCACGGAGCAGCCGCCGCCAGAGGGCGCUCCGCCGGACAAACCGAAACGGCUCAGGCUAGUUCUAGACGUUUCCGGCAGUAUGUACAGGUUUAAUUCGUACGACGGUCGUCUGGAACGUUCCAUGGAAGCCGUGGUGCUCCUCACCGAGGCGCUGCGGGGCUACGAGUCCAGGAUCAAGUACGACAUGUACGCGCACUCCGGGGAGGAGCACGCCCUCGAGCUGGUCAGGGCGGACCGGCCGCCGGAAAACGAAAAGCAGAGAUUAGAGAUAAUAAGAACAAUGCACGCGCACGCGCAGUUCUGUUGGUCCGGGGACAACACCCUGCCGGCGGCCCAGCACGCCAUCUCCACGCUCGCCGAGGAAGACGCGGACGAGGCCAUCGUUCUGAUACUCUCCGACGCGAACCUGAGGAGGUACGGGAUUCCUCCGGAGCGUUUGGGUGCCAUUCUGACCGCGGAGCCCAAAGUUCAAGCGCACGUCAUAUUCAUCGGCAGCUUGGGAGAUGAAGCCAAUUCACUGCUGAGGAGGCUGCCGGUGGGUCACGCGCACGUUUGCAUGGACGUAGCGUCGUUGCCGCACAUCAUGCAGCAGAUAUUUGCGUCCUCGCUGCUGCAGACCUCAUGAUUGCACCGGAGCCAUACCGGGUGCUGGUCACCUGUGGUAUAAUGGAUGGAGAUAUUACCAACCAAUUAUUUACUUAUAACCAACAAACAAAUAAAUAAUAAAUAAUUGGAAACAUCCAGAAUUUUCCCACCUCGUUACAUACAUGAUGCUUUAAUCGAAAACUGCGGGUAGGGUGCUCGAAGCAGAAAAACUUGUCCAAGCAACCAACCAAGU